Messenger RNA from Aspergillus saccharolyticus JOP 1030-1, 4629 nucleotides. Its product is annotated as ATP-binding cassette transporter. Gene Ontology annotation, cellular component: membrane. The transcript has 11 exons. The record is from RefSeq and is a predicted model, not a curated record. Lineage: Eukaryota; Fungi; Ascomycota; Eurotiomycetes; Eurotiales; Aspergillaceae. Gene Ontology annotation, biological process: transmembrane transport. Gene Ontology annotation, molecular function: ABC-type transporter activity; ATP hydrolysis activity; ATP binding. Bases 1 to 4551 code for a protein of 1516 amino acids.
AUGGCAAGCAGUAAAGAGACCAGUGACAUCUCACCCACCUCUUCCGCGGAGAACGGUCAGGAUGACGAGAUCACUCCCCUCAGAUCCCCGAAGUUGGAGCGCGAAGAUAGCAGCUCUUUCGAGCAGAUGGACCCCGAGCGCAAGGCUGAAUUGACCCGCAUAGCCUCGAACUUUCCACCUGCCUUUUCCCGGCGUCAGACUGUCGAUUCGGGCGUUGGCGCGUCGAGCAUCGAACGGAAAGAUACUGUUGAAAACUUGGAGAUGAGCGACCCCAUUCUAGAUCCAACCAGUGAUCAGUUCGAUCACAAUAAGUGGGUUCGAAAGGUGCUCAGGCUUCUGGACAAAGAGGGCAUUCCCCGGCCACCUUCGACGGGUAUCGUUUUCCAGAAUCUGAAUGUAUCUGGCUCAGGGUCUGCCCUACAAUAUCAGAGCACCGUGGCUUCGCUGCUGCUGGCUCCUCUUAGGCCACAAGAUCAUUUGGGCUUCCUGCGCCACUCUCCAGAGAAACACAUCUUGCGUGAUUUCGACGGACUGCUGAAAAGUGGCGAGCUCCUGAUAGUCCUGGGUCGGCCUGGGAGCGGAUGUUCAACCCUCCUGAAGUCAUUGUGCGGCGAACUGCAUGGACUGAAGCUGCGCAAGAGCUCCGAGAUUCAGUACAAUGGUAUCUCAAUGGAAAAGAUGCACAAGGAGUUUAAAGGAGAGGUGCUUUACAAUCAAGAGGUCGACAAGCACUUUCCUCAUCUCACUGUCGGGCAAACACUGGAGUUUGCGGCAGCAGCAAGAGCUCCUGAAGUACGCUUGCGUGAGAUCAGUCGACAGCGAUAUGCCAAGUACGUUACGCAGGUUGCAAUGUCUAUAUUUGGUCUAACGCACACCUACAACACAAAAGUUGGCGAUGACUAUAUCCGAGGAGUCUCGGGAGGAGAGAGGAAACGCGUCAGCAUCGCUGAAAUGGGAUUGUCGGGAGCACCUUUCGGGGCCUGGGACAACAGCACUCGAGGGUUAGAUUCGGCGAGCGCGCUCGAAUUUGUGAAGGCGCUACGGGUCAGCUCCGAUCUAGUAGGUACCUGUCAUGCGGUUGCAAUCUAUCAGGCAUCUCAAGCGAUCUACGAUGUCUUUGAUAAAGCCAUUGUCCUCUAUGAAGGCCGGGAGAUCUACUUUGGGCCGUGUAGCAAAGCAAAAGACUACUUUGUCAACAUGGGCUGGAAUUGCCCUCCACGCCAAACGACGGGCGAUUUCUUAACGUCCGUGACCAACCCACAGGAGCGUCAAGCACGAGAGGGGAUGGAAGGCAAGGUGCCUCGGACUCCAGAUGAAUUUGAAUCGUAUUGGAAGAAAAGCCCUCAGUAUGCCAGGCUACAGGAAGAAAUCGAGCAACAUUUGAAAGAAUUCCCGUUGGGUGGACAAGCAGAACAGAAGUUUCAGGAGAUGAAGCAUGUGAGACAGGCAAAACAUGUCCGACCAAAGAGCCCUUAUGUCAUCUCGAUUCCUACGCAGGUUAAGCUCUGCACGAUUAGAGCCUACCAAAGAAUCUGGAAUGACAAGCCCUCGACCUUAACAAAUGUCCUUGGCCGAAUUGCAAUGUCCCUCAUCAUUGGCUCAAUGUACUUCGGAACACCAAAUGCCACGGCGGGCUUUCAGAGCAAGGGAGCGGCCCUUUUCUUCGCAGUUCUAAUGAAUGCUCUUAUCAGUAUUACAGAGAUCAACUCGCUUUAUGAUCAACGUCCUAUUAUCGAGAAACAAGCCUCUUACGCAUUUGUGCAUCCCUUUGCCGAAGCAUUCGGUGGUAUUGUGUCCGAUAUUCCCGUCAAGUUCGUCUCCGCUGUCGUUUUCAAUAUCAUCUUCUAUUUCCUCGCUGGCCUCCGAUAUGAACCAUCGCAGUUCUUCAUAUUUUUCCUGUUCACCUUUUUAAGCACGCUUGCAAUGUCCGGCAUUUUUCGCACUCUCGCAGCAGCAACAAAGACUCUAGCACAGGCCAUGGCUAUGGCUGGUGUCAUGGUUUUGGCCAUUGUCAUCUAUACUGGAUUCGUCAUCCCCACCCCUCAGAUGUCAGACAUUCCGUGGUUUAGCUGGAUCCGAUGGAUAAACCCAGUUUACUACACCUUUGAAGCUUUGAUAGCCAACGAGUUUCACGGGAGGCGGUUCACGUGCUCGGGGUUUGUGCCGGCUUACCCUACUCUGAGUGGAGAUUCAUUCAUCUGUGCUGUCCGGGGCGCUGUCGCAGGAGAGCGGACUGUCUCUGGAGAUGCUUACAUUGAAACCCAGUACAGUUAUACAUAUGCACACGAAUGGAGGAACCUAGGGAUUCUGAUUGGCUUUUAUAUCUUCUUUACUGGUUUGUAUCUGGUGGCAACUGAGAUCAACUCUUCUACCUCUUCCAAGGCCGAAUUUCUGGUUUUCCGGCGAGGUCACGUACCUCCGCAUAUGCGCGGUCUCGACAAAAAGUCACAAGCCGAGGAAGGCACCGCAGAUGGGGCUCUGGCUCAUAGAUCGGCCGAAACCGAGAAAGAUACCUCUGCACUUCCAGAGCAACAUAGCAUAUUCACGUGGCGAAAUGUUUGUUAUGACAUUCCCGUUAAGGGGGGCGAGCGGCGCCUCCUCGACCACGUCUCCGGAUGGGUCAAGCCUGGAACCCUCACGGCUUUGAUGGGUGUCUCAGGAGCUGGCAAAACCACCCUACUAGACGUACUAGCAAAACGUGUCUCUAUCGGAGUUGUCACCGGUGAGACUUUGGUGGAUGGCAAAACGCUUGACAGCAGUUUCCCCAGAAAAACGGGAUAUGUGCAACAACAGGAUCUGCACCUGCCUACAACAACUGUGCGAGAGGCGCUACGCUUCAGUGCGCUCUUGCGCCAGCCCAAGUCGGUAUCGAAGGCGGAGAAGUAUAAGUACGUUGAGGAGGUUAUCGAAAUGCUCAAUAUGCAGGAUUUUGCCAGUGCUAUUGUUGGAACGCCAGGUGAAGGAUUGAAUGUCGAACAACGCAAGCUGUUGACUAUCGGUGUCGAACUUGCUGCGAAGCCUGCCCUUCUCAUCUUCCUUGACGAGCCGACAAGUGGUCUCGACUCCCAGAGUUCAUGGGCCAUCUGCGCUUUCUUACGGAAGCUUGCAGAUCACGGCCAGGCAGUGCUUUCGACUAUUCAUCAGCCCAGCGCGCUCUUGUUUCAGGAAUUCGACCGUCUUCUGUUCCUGGCCAAAGGAGGGCGAACGGUCUACUUUGGGGAUAUCGGAGAUCAAUCCCGCGCCCUAUUGGACUACUUCGAAGCCAACGGUGCUAGGCCUUGUGGCUCCUCCGAAAAUCCCGCAGAGUACAUGCUUGAAAUCAUUGGAGCUGGAGCAUCUGGAAAGGCUACUCAAGACUGGGCCACGGUGUGGAACGACAGCCAGGAGGCGAGGAAUAUCCAAAAGGAGAUCGACAGGAUUUGUCAGGAGAGGUCCUCUGCUCCUGAGUCUCAAGACAACACCUCCCAGAAGAGCGAAUACGCCAUGCCUUUUGUCAACCAGGUUUGGCACGUAACGCAUCGAGUAUUCCAGCAAUAUUGGCGCGAGCCUGCUUAUGUUUGGGCCAAGCUCAUCCUUGCCACGGCUGCGUCUCUUUUCAUCGGCUUCACGUUCUUCAAACCAAACAGCACCCAACAGGGUUUCCAAGACGUUUUGUUCAGCGCCUUCAUGAUGACCUCGAUCUUCUCCACAUUGGUGCAACAGAUCAUGCCCAAAUUCGUCGUGCAGCGAUCUUUGUACGAGGUUCGAGAAAGACCGUCAAAGGCCUAUUCGUGGGCAGCCUUUCUGAUCGCCAAUGUCCUUGUUGAGAUACCCUAUCAAGUACUUGCAGGGAUUAUCGCAUGGGCAUCGUACUAUUAUCCAGUCUACGGAGCCAACCAGGCAUCCGCGCGCCAAGGACUCAUGCUGCUCCUCAUCACCCAGUUCUACGUCUUCACCUCGACGUUCGCAUCCCUGGUCAUCUGCGCCUUACCUGACGCGGAGACCGGAGGUUCCAUCGCCACGCUACUGUUCAUCAUGGCUUUGACUUUCAACGGUGUGAUGCAGGCUCCCUCGGCUCUCCCAGGGUUCUGGAUCUUCAUGUACAGGGUCUCUCCCCUGACGUACCUCAUUGCCGGCAUCACGGCGACGGGGUUACAUGGACGAGCGAUCCGGUGUUCCAGCGAGGAGAUGAGCAUUUUCAAUCCUCCUUCCGGCCAGACGUGCGGGCAGUACAUGGCUCAGUACCUCCAGGUUGCUCCGGGGCAACUGUACAACCCCACCGCGACACAGGCAUGUCAGUACUGCCAGUUGCGAAACGCCGAUCAAUACCUUGCCUCCAGUAACAUCUACUACAGCGAGCGCUGGCGAAACUAUGGUAUUGGCUGGGCGUACAUUGGCUUUAACGUCCUCGGCACCGUCGCCUUGUACUACAUGUUCCGGGUCAAGCACUACAAUCCGACGAGCCUGGUCCGGGGCAUCGUGGACGGCGCAAGGGUGGUCUGUCGGGUGUUCAAGCGUCGGUCCGGGCGUACACCCAAGGGCAGGGAGGCUGAGAAUGGAAGAUUGCUGUAAAAGUUCCAGUGUUUGUGUUUCCUGCUGUUUUGAGUCUCCGCGGUUGUCGCGGGUAUGCUCAGGCGUGUAAGUGCUCUG